Messenger RNA from Brettanomyces nanus, 9570 nucleotides. RefSeq lists its product as uncharacterized. The coding region runs from base 1 to 9570 and encodes 3189 amino acids. Gene Ontology annotation, cellular component: extrinsic component of membrane. Gene Ontology annotation, biological process: late endosome to vacuole transport; protein retention in Golgi apparatus; protein targeting to vacuole. The transcript has a single exon. The record is from RefSeq and is a predicted model, not a curated record. Lineage: Eukaryota; Fungi; Ascomycota; Pichiomycetes; Pichiales; Pichiaceae.
AUGUUGGAAUCUCUUGUUGCCACUAUCCUUAACAGGACCCUUGGUACCUACGUAGAAAACUUUGAUCCUGCACAAUUGAAUAUUGGAAUCUGGAGUGGCGAUGUCAAAUUGCGCAACUUGAAAUUGAAAGAGGAGUCUCUUGAUAGACUUGGCCUCCCAAUUGCUCUUAGAUUUGGUCAUCUAGGCGAACUCACUUUGCAAAUUCCUUGGUCAAACUUAAAGUCCAAGCCAGUCAAGGUGAUUAUCGAGAAUGCAUAUAUUCUUGCCCGAGCAAAGCUCCCUACUGACUUUGAUUUGAAUAAAGAAGAGGCAAAAGAACAAAGAGUUAAGCAAAGUAAAUUGGAUGAAUUAGAAUUGAUAGACAGUGCUGAGCCUCAGUCUACAAGUGUCGAGGAGCAGGCCCAAAAUGAGAGCUUUUUGGAGAGUUUAACAACUAAGAUUGUCGAUAACUUACAAGUUACAAUCAGAAAUAUUCACUUCAGAUACGAGGAUGACGAUGCCUUUACUAGCAUUCCUUACUCUGUUGGUAUCACAUUAGAUGAGCUUAGUGCUGUGUCUACAGAUGAGGGAUGGCUACCUGGGUUUAUCGUGGGUGUUGCUUCGAUGGCUCGUAAAUUGAUGACUUUGAAAAGCCUUAGUGUUUAUUGGGACACCAGUAGUGUGUCAAUUUAUAACGAAGACCAGGAUCAGAUGAUCCAGUCUUUUCAGAAUAUUAUUGAGAGAACGUUGUCUUCGGAUGAUGUUCCGUACCUCUUGUUACCCGUGUCCGGCUACGGUCAUCUCACUGUGAAUAUGAAGGGAAGUACGGAUUCCGCACCCCAUUAUGCACUUGAAUUAUUCUUCGAUGAGUUUGGUUUGUCUUUAGAUGAAAACCAAUAUAGGGAUAUUUUGUGGACGGUUUCACAAGUUACUUGGUAUCGGAAAACCUAUAAGUUCAGAUGUCAAAGACCCAAGGUUUCUGUUGAGACAGACCCUAGGCAGUGGCUUCGAUAUGCUUUCAAAUGUGUUUAUGACGAAAUUCAUGAAAGAAACUAUAAGUGGACCUGGGGAUAUUUUAAGAACCGGAGGGUCCAACGGAAAGAAUAUACGAGCUUAUGGAAAGCUCAUCUCGAAGGGGAAGAGACCCCUGAUAAGAAACUACGGUUAGAUGAACUCGAGUCAGUUCUUUCCUUUGAAGAUAUCAAGUUUUACAGGGAGAUCACGAGAAUGCAGUACAAAAAGCAAUAUCAUGCUCUUCCAGCUCCGAAAGCACCAGUCCCUUCGUCGGCACCUUCACAAUCCAGAUUUUCUAUCUUUUCUUGGUGGAAUGGAGGGCAAUCGUCUCUGACUGGGGACGCAGAGGGGGAAAACAAUGAUAAUGAUGACAAUAAUUUGGCUCUCAGUGAUGACCAGAGGAAAGAGUUGUAUGAUGCUAUUGAAUUUGAUGAGUCUAAGAGAUUGGCUGAUUCCUUGGAUGUUCCUCGGGAAAGAGUCAUGAUAUCCGUAGGCUGGAACUUGAAAAAGGGUUCUCUUGCAAUUAAAAAAGGGGAAAGCAUCCGACCAUUAGCUGCGAUUGUUUUUGAGGGAAUGCAUGCAGAUUUGUUUCAGCGAAAGGACUCUUAUUAUCUUGGUUUUAAAUUGAGAGAGUUUAAGGUGGAGGAUGGCUCAGAAAACACUCUUUACAGACACAUUGUCAGUGUCAAGCCCUUUUCCGGUGCUGCAAAAUCUUCAGGUGAGGACGACGAUAAUAAUAGUGACACAGAGAAGGUGGAAGAGCGUCUUGAUCAGAAAGAACCAUUCUUUCAGAUUUCGUAUGAAAAGCAUCCGUUGGAUGACUCUGCAGACUCUGAAUUGCUUGCUAAGAUGAAUAGUAUGACAAUCUUCCACAAUCCAAAAUUUUUGCAAGAGGUUGUAUCCUUCUUUAGUUCUCCGAAGACGCAUGUCGAUACUAUUGGGGCUCUUAUGAAUGUAGCCGAGUCACGAAUUCACGAUUUUACUCAGCAAACAAGGAUUGGGCUACAGUACGCUUUUGAAGAACACAAAACCGUUAAUUGCAAAAUGGACUUACAGGCACCCUUGAUUAUUAUGCCACUUGACUUCAAAAGUUGGUCGUCACCCGUCUGUGUUUUAGAUGUUGGUCACCUCAGUGUCAAAAGCGACCUAGCAAAUAAGGAGAUGAUAAAAAAAAUCAGCGGCAAUGAUAAAAGGUCGUACACUGAGAAAGACUGGGAUGAAAUGACAACGUUCUUGUACGAUAAAUUCAACUUACAGUUGCAAGAUGCUCAGGUUUUGAUUGGACCGAAUAUCAAAUCCGCAAUUGAACAGCUACACUGCAAAGAUGAGAAGCCCUCGUUAAUCUUGGAUCACUUGACAAUCAGCAUUCUUCUAGAGUUAUCAAUUGUUCCUUCGUAUACCCAUCUUCCUCUUAUUAAGCUCAGUGCUGAUAUUCCUCGAAUUAAAGCCGUGUUGAAUGAUUACCAACACAGAAUAUUCAUGCAGGCUCUCUCAACUAUGAUUCCUGACUUCGCAGACGAUAGUGUACCUUCUAACAAUUCUUCUGACAACGAUGCUCUUAGACAGCUUGUUUCUAAUGAUGAAGAUGAUAAGCAUGCUUUGUUUCAAAAAGAUCUUGAAGUGAGCGACGGCCAAAAAGGUAGCCCCACUGUGGACACCAUGCAGAAGUCUGAUCCUUUGGUUGACUUGCAGCAUAAACUUGAGGUUGACAUUAGAGUUGGUUUGAUAAUCUUGUCUAUUAGCAGGUGUUCGAAUCCCGAAACAUUUGAGGCUGAUAAAUUGGCCGAUUUCGUUGGUGAAGACUUCAAACUUAACUUUUACAACACUACCAAAGAAAUGCAUGUGAAAGUUUUGUUGGCAAAUCUCUCUGUCAAUGAUUUCAUGGAAACGACUGGACAAGAAGAGUUCAGAAAAUUGAUUUCUUCCAAAGGGGACUCUACUGAUGAUAUAGGCAGCUCUCGUCAGGAUUUAUUUGAAGUAGAAUACACAAGAAGCCAACGACUGGCAGAUUUCAAAGGAGAAUUAAUUCAGGCAUUUGAUCAAAAUAUUGAUAUGAAUAUCUCUGAUUUCAAAUUGGUGGUGACCAGAAAGUCAGUCUUAACACUUAUGAAUUUCAUGAUAAAUGCCUUUGUGGAUCCUGAAGCUCCUUUAAUGCCCGCGGAUAAGUUGAGGCAUAAUGAUGAGGCAGAUGAAAGUGCUCCAGAGCACAUUAAGUUGAAUGUCAAUAUGAAAAGUAUCACUCUCGUUUUGAACGAUGACGGCUACAAGAUUGCCACAAUGAAAUUGGAGAAGGCCGAUAUAGAUAUGUUCUUGCUACCAGAAAAAAUGAAAGUAGAUGUUACCUUGGGUGGUAUCUCAGUCAAGGAUGAAAUAAACGACUCAUUUCCAUCGUUGAAACAGUUGAUUCGGAUUCGUGGCAGUGAACUUGCCAAGCUUCAUUACGAAUCUUUUGAUCCGGCAACAAAUAGACUUCCCUACAGUUCGGUGUUAAACUUUGAGACUGGCUCUGUGGUUGUGACGUUUGUCGAAAGUGCAUUUACCAGACUUUAUUCAUUUAUGAACCAAUUCAGCAGAAUGAAAGAUAUAUAUGAUGGUGCAAGAGUGGCUGCCUUGAAUCAGGCUAGUAGUAUUGAGAGUCCAAAUAAGAUGAAGUUCAAGAUCUUGGUCAGAGCACCCAUUUUUGUCUUUCCGGAUGUGAAGAGUCCAGCAACUGGUUUGAUAGAUGCUGUGACUGUUAACUUAGGUGAGAUAGAUGCCUCUAAUGCGUUUACAGAAAGGAAUGGUCACGUUUUCAACAUUUGCACCGCCAAUCUCAAGAACACUAAGAUCUCUUCCAACUUUGCUCUUUCUGGCGGUUUAAAACAGAAGUUGGACAUUAUCGAUAGGUUGGAUCUUGCUCUUCAUGUUGAUUACUAUGACGGCGUUGAUCUUGAUAGAACUUCGACACUUAUCGAAGGGUCCAUCACAGGUGAUGACAUGAAGUUGACAGAGUGGCAGGCAUAUUAUAUUUUGCAAAUUAUGCAAAGUAUUCCUAGAGCAUUUACCGAUUAUUCGAUAAGUGAGAAAUCCAUAGAGGAUAUUGAGAAGGAUGCCAAUAAUGCCAAUAUGAUCCUAGGUAAAGACAGAUCCUCUGAGACAGGUGGACAGGGGGCUACCCUAGGGUCUGUUGGUGUUUCUUCCCAAAAAGAGCAGGAAACUGCAUUUACAUCCACCGGUGCCCCCAAUAAAAUCACUGUUGAAAUGUCAUUUGAUGUUCCUGUCCUUGCAUUAACUUUAUAUAGUGGCACAAAGCAUGUUGUAAACAUUGAUGGCAAAGCUCUUUCCAAAAUCACUCUUAACGAUGUCGGCAUCGAGUACAGACUUCUUGCCAGUGGGGAUUACGCAUUGGAUGUUCAUGUGAAGUCUCUUGUCGUGACCGAUGUCAGAGAAAAUAGAGAAAACAAAUUCAGUGAUAUCAUUCCCGCUUCUGCUAAUGCCGAGUAUCAGUUCAUGGCCAGUGUGAAGUCCUCUGGAGCAGCUAAUAAUCAUCAUAUGGAUCUCGAUUUGGCUAUUGACAGUCCUAGAUUGAUUUUGGCGAUGGAUUAUUUGCUUGCUUUGAAAUUGUUUGUCGAUCAUGUCACUACCACGUCCUCUACAGAUGAUUUGGAUACCCGUCUAGCUGUUAUUGCUGAAGACUCUUCCUCAAAAAAUCUGAUAGAAAAGGUCCCCGAGGAAUCUGAAGAUUUGAAAUCAGUCGGAGACGAAGAAUCUAAAAUCUCUUAUACGGUGAAUGUUGUUGAUCCAUCUAUCAUUUUACUCGCCAAUCCUGAGAAGAUCAAUUCGGAGGCGAUUGUAUUCAAGAUUUCUCAAAUGGUUGUCAGCAGUUGUGAUACAACGGACUUGAAGCUUGAAGGUAUUGGCAUGUUUUUGUGUAAGAUGGAUACCUAUGAAACAAAUAGGUUGCGUGUCAUUGAUGACUUUUCUUUGGACUUUAGCAUGGAUUCAAAGGGUUCUUCAUCCACUUCUUUUCUAACAACCAUCACUGCAAAGAUCGAGCCUCUGUUGGUUCGUGUUUCACUAAGGGAUAUUAAGUUGGCAUUGGGGGUCUUUAACAGAGCUAAUGCUAUGUAUAAUGAUGCCUCCACUGGUGCCGAGCACAAGAAGCGUAGUUCCUUCGGUCCACGGUCGAGGCGCGCCUCGAUAUCCUCGGAGAUUGGAAGAACCCUUUCUAAGUACGCACCUUCAGUUUUAUCUUCUUUUACACAUGCGUCUGGAGGAAAAACAUCGAACAAAAAGGCUACAGUUUUGGUGAAAGCAGAGAAGUUCAAAGCCAAUCUUGGAGGCGUUAGAUUGGUUAUGAUUGGUGAUGUUCAUGAACUUCCAGUCAUAGACAUGCAGAUCAAGCCUUUCGAAAUACUUGCGAAAAACUGGUCAACGGAUUUGCAAGCUGACACCUCCAUCAAACCGUUGAUUAGAAUAUACAAUUAUUCGACUUCGGCUUGGGAGCCCUUGUUGGAUCCGUGGUCUUUUAAUAUCCACAUCGAGAAAGCGACACAUCCAAAGCCACAUCUUGCGAUGAACAUCAUUUCAAGAAGGUCUGCCGAAAUUACAGUCACUUCCAGGUCAAUCUCCACACUUUCUUAUUUUGCCUCGUUAAUCGGUGACAACACUGAUAUUAAACCUAGAGGUAAGGAUGCUCCAUAUACGAUUAUCAACCAGACAGGUUACGAUCUGAAUAUCUGGAUUGAUGAAAAGGGCUCUAGUUUGGAGCAUCGCAAGCAACUAACUUUGUUGAAGAAUCAGGAGGAGACGUCAUGGGCAUUUGAGGAUUGGAGAAAGAAUCGUGAGAAUCUAAGCAUGUUCACUUCCCCUAACUAUAUCGGUGUUGAGUUUCUUGAUUCCGGUUAUCAUCCGGUCCGAAGAAUUUCUUUAACUCGUGAGGGUGAGGAUGUGUUCAUGUUGGAGCCUAGUUGUGAAGACCAAUACCAUAACAGGCUUGCAUGCCAGAUCAUAUUGGCUCCUGAUAAAGUCAAGCGUGUGAUCUUGAAAUCUACUGUCACCUUCCACAACCAUACCUCAACGGGUAUUUAUGUGGGAGUAGGAAAUUAUCAUGAAGAAUUCGUUGUCGAUCGUGAAAUUUAUAUUCCGUCUAACGAGAAGACUGCAUUGCCUAUCGAUUACGUCUAUAGAGGAAAACUUGCUGUUAGACCGGAGACCACGUCGGAGCAAUUUGGUUGGUCUAAAGCCAAGACUACGCAGGACAGCAAGUCCUCAAGUUUUGACUGGAAGUCGAUAAUGAAAUCAGAACUUGUUUUAGAAUGUGAUGAGCUAGGCAAAUCCAUGUCGAGAAACCACUACUACUUCCACGCCAAUGCUAAAUAUAAUUCCGAAGAGGCCUUGAACCAGGUAUAUCCCCACAUGGUUAUUAACAUUACGUCACCAUUGAUUCUUCAGAACUUGCUUCCUUUUGAUAUUGAAUGGCAGCUAUUUCAAAAGGGAGGGUACAAAUGGAGUGAUGAGUUGGAGCAUGGUAAAAGUUGCUCCGUUCAUGUUGUUAACAUGAGCUAUUCUGCUGUUUUGAAGGUGCGUGUUCUUGGAUCCAGCUAUAGUAUGUCUGCAGCUGCCAUUGUUAACAGCUGUGGAGAUGAUACUACCGUUGAUAAAAGGAUAACUUUGAAGAGUGCUGAUGGACAGCGGUUGUAUUUGAAUCUCUUCUACACGAGGGGUGAAGAUUCCGGUUCUAAAAUUACCAUUUACACUCCUUACUUGAUUGUGAACAGAACCGGCCGAGAUGUGUAUGUUAGCGAUAGCUAUAGUACUCUGAUUUCUCGCUCUAGGUACCUCUCUGUGCAGGAUAAAGAUAAGGCUCUUCCUGAUAUGUUUUCCUUUGAGAACGACUCUUCAGACGGCUUUAUGCAUGGCGGAUUUGAAGAAAAUCAUGCCACUAUCCAAGUUGGAGAUUCCAAACCUAGUCGAGGUUUCGGUAUUGACAAGGUUGGUCAGUCUUUUGAGGUCAAGGUGCCAUUGAAGAGUAGAGCUCUGGAAAAUGAUGUUGGUAUUUAUAUUACGGAAGGCCAGGGUAUUUUCAAGUUGACUAAAGUGGUUACUUUGUCCCCUCGAUUUAUUGUGAGGAAUAACCUUGAACUUCCGGUAUCCAUUCGAUGUGUUGGUGCUUCAAAUGUUACCCAGCUUUUGUCCAGUAAGGUAGAGCCGAUCUAUGAUGUUCCUAAGACCGAACCCAAGCAAUUAGUCGUCGGCUUUGGCGAUAAUUCGUCGUGGUCUGCCCCAUUCAAUAUUAAUGAUGUGGGUGAAUUGUACGUCCGUGUCAAGCGUCUUGACUCGGUGGCCCAUAGGCUUUUAAGGGUGGUCAUCAGCACUGAGAAUGCCUCCAUAUUUAUCAAUAUUAUGGAUGCGAAGGAUUUAUGGCCAUAUUCCAUCAGGAACUUCAGUGACUUUGAGUUUUUGGUGUAUCAGUCGGAUCCAAAUAUGAGUAUAGACGGAACAAGAAGCUCACGUGAUCCAUUCAAGCCAACUUUCUAUAAGGUCCCUCCUAAAAGCGCUAUGCCAUACGCUUGGGAUUAUCCUGCGGCUGAAGUAAAGGAAUUGGUAUUAAGAUGUGGUAAUCGGGAAAGAUUUGUUCAACUCGCUGAAAUCGGUACACUUUAUCCUAUGAAGCUUUCUCAAAAUAUCAGUACCUCCACUGAAAGGCCGAGUAUCGUGGAUUUGAACGUUGUCGCUGAAGGUCCAGUUCAGUCUUUGGUGAUUUCCAACUACGAUGCAAAGACCAGUUUGUACCAGUUGAAAUCUAAUCCAUCCUCUCGCAAUGUUGGUGGUUUAGGAGGCGGUUCUUCCUCAUCCUCUACAGAAGAUUUUGAGACCAACAUUAAGGAUGAGAAUUAUUAUACCUCAAUAAUUUUCAACUUUGAAGGUAUGGGCAUUUCUUUGAUUAAUGCGGAAUGCAAGGAGAUCUCAUAUGUCACUGUAAGAGGUGCGGAACUUCAUUAUAACGAGUCCGAUAUAUACCAGAACUUGGCUAUGAAAAUUAAGUGGAUUCAAGCAGACAACCAAUUAUAUCCUGCUAUCUUUCCUAUUAUUGUUUAUCCUACAGUUGUUCCAAAGUCUCGGAAGGAGAUGGAUAAACACCCGGCGUUUUCCGUGGGUAUAUCUAGAGUCAAAGAUAAUGCCCAUGGUGUGACGUACAUAAAGCUCGCUACGGUCUUGCUUCAGGAAAUGUCGAUUGAGAUCGAUGAGGAUAUGCUUACAGCUUUGCUUGAAUUUUCCAGACUGCCAGAAGCAUCUUGGAACUCCCCAAAGAUUGAUAAUUUGUGGAGUGAAAAUGUUGAAAUCCCAGAACCUCCUGAAGUAAGAACAAGAGAUGAUUUCUAUUUUGAGCUUCUUCACUUGCAGCCUCUUCAGUUUAACUUCUCCUUUGUGCGAUCAGAGAAUGCAGAGGAGGGCGAUGCUUCUGCUAGUGGUAAUCCGAUUACUCUUGCAGUUAAUGCCCUCACUAUGGCUAUUGGUAAUGUUAAAGAUGCUCCUAUUAGGCUUUCGGCUUUAAUCUUGGAGAAUCUCAGAACCCCAUUGCCUUAUCUUCAACAGAAUAUUGAGGAGCAUUAUAAGCAAGCGUUCUUAUAUCAAUGGUACAAAGUUUUGGGAUCUGCUGAUGUUAUUGGCAAUCCUGUGGGACUCUUUAAUAACAUUAGUUCCGGUGUUAUGGAUAUCUUCUACGAACCAUAUCAGGGCUAUAUUAUGACAGAUCGGCCACAAGAGCUUGGUAUUGGUCUAGCAAAAGGAGGUUUAAGCUUCUUGAAGAAGUCAGUGUUCGGUUUCAGCGAUAGCGUUUCUAGGUUCACCAACUCUAUGGCGAAGGGCCUGACAGCCGCAUCUAUGGAUAAAUCUUUUCAAGAGAAAAGACGCCAAACUCGACAGAAAAAUAAGCCUAACCAUCCAUUUGGAGGCUUUGCUACAGGUACUAGUUCGUUGUUUGAAGGGAUAACAAGCGGUGUUGCGGGACUGGCUAUGGCCCCUAUUGAAGGAGCCAGUAAAGAGGGUGCUGCCGGUUUCUUCAAAGGUCUUGGAAGGGGAUUGAUUGGAUUACCAACUAAGACGGCAACUGGUGUUCUUGAUUUCGCCAACGAUGUCAGCGAAGGUAUCAAAAAGACUACUACAGCCUUUGAUACCGAAGGAUUAGAUAGAGUGAGACUUCCUCGUAGCGUCUGUUACGAUGGAUGCGUGACCCGGUAUUCUGAGAGAGAAGCUCAGGGCCAGUUUUGGUUAAAGACUUGUGAAGGUGGAAAGUAUGCUCGUGAGAAGUAUUUGGCGCAUGUAAUGCUUCAUGGUAAUGAGCAUGCAUGUAUUGUGAGUAUGAGCCGUAUCCUAAUUGUGGCAGUUGCUGAUCUUACUGUGGAUUGGCAAAUCCUUUACGAAAAGAUUGGAAACAUAACAUUGGAAAGCACAGGUCUUCGUAUCACACAAAUUAAGAAGAGCGAACCUGAGAGAUUCAUUUCCAUUCCAGACCAAGUUGACCAGAAGUUUCUUUACAGGAAUAUUGCAAUUGCUGUUAAUGAGUAUAACAAGCACUGUAUUGUGUGUCUAUAA